Molecule: messenger RNA, 5938 nt
Organism: Haplochromis burtoni (Burton's mouthbrooder)
Lineage: Eukaryota; Metazoa; Chordata; Actinopteri; Cichliformes; Cichlidae
Gene: nup155
Product: nucleoporin 155
Exons: 34
Coding region: 199-4296 (1365 amino acids)
Biological process (GO): protein localization to nuclear inner membrane; transcription-dependent tethering of RNA polymerase II gene DNA at nuclear periphery; protein import into nucleus
Cellular component (GO): nuclear pore; nuclear pore inner ring
Molecular function (GO): structural constituent of nuclear pore
Source: RefSeq, a predicted model, not a curated record
AGAAGAAGUUACACCGGAAAUAACCCUUUCUCUACUCCUGUGCAUGAGGUUGGCGGGCUGCUAGCUGUAUAUGUGUAUUGGGGGUAAUUCUUUGAAUUUUGCUGCUCAACUGAUCAACUCAACUCGUUGACCUAACACACCAGAAACACGCGGAAUCGUUUCAUUUGGAUAGGAUAGGUGAGCGGUGGUUGCCCAGCCAUGCCGUCCCCCGCUGGACCCAGCAGCCCCGCCGCUGCGCUCGCUGAAGCCCUGGAGAACUCCUCCCGGCUCAUCGACAGACACCUGCAGGAUGACCGAUGCUUUCCCGACCUGUCAGAACUGCUCGGAGUCCCCUCACACAAUAUGCCGUCCCUCUCCGGGGUGUCAGAUAUGGACUACCCACUCCAGGGGCCUGGUUUACUCAGUGUACCUAACCUGCCAGAGCUCAGUGCAGUCCGCCGAGUCCCUCUGCCACCUGAGCUCGUGGAGCAAUUCAGCCACAUGCAGUUCAACUGCAUGAUGGGAGUUUUCCCUGAAAUUUCUCGAGCGUGGCUUACAAUUGACAAUGACAUCUUUAUGUGGAAUUACGAAGAUGGAGGAGACGUGGCCUAUUUUGAUGGCCUGAUUGAAACUAUUUUGGCAGUUGGCCUAGUAAAACCAAAACAAGGGAUUUUACAGCCACACAUUCACUACCUCUUAGUAUUGGCCACUUCUGUGGACGUGGUCAUCCUUGGGCUCAGUUUCCCCAAAGGUCAAGCUGGGUUGAAUGACAGCAUGUCUGGUGGGAUGCAGCUGCUACCAGACCCUCUGUUCUCAAUCCCCACAGACAACACCUACAUCCUGUCCAUCACCUCCACAGAUCUGGGACGCAUCUUUAUGGCGGGGAAGGACGGCUGUCUCUAUGAGAUCGCUUACCAGGCUGAGGCAGGCUGGCUGAGCCAACGCUGCAGAAAAAUCAACCACUCUAAGAGCUCUCUGUCCUUCCUAAUCCCUUCUGUGCUUCAGUUCUCCUUCUCUGAAGAUGAUCCCAUUGUGCAGAUUGCAAUAGAUAACUCUCGUAACACACUUUUCACACGCUCAGAAAAAGGUGUCCUUCAGGUGUAUGACCUGGGUGCUGACGGGCAAGGAAUGAGUCGCGUGGCAACAAUGUCACAGAGUUCAAUUGUUGCGGCUGCUGGAAACAUUGCGAGGACAAUAGAUCGUUCGGUCUUCAAACCCGUCGUACAGAUCUCUGUGAUUGACAGAUCAGAGUCCUCAGAUUGCCAUCUUCUUGCCGUCACCCACGCAGGUGUGCGUCUCUACUUCAGCACUACACCUUUUGCACCUCCGCACCAGAAGAACGUUGCAGUGCGACCUAGCCUACUAGCUAUGGUACACGUUCGCCUUCCUCCAGGUUUUUCUGCCUCCUCUACCCUCCAGAAACCCUCCAAAGUACAUAAGGCACUACACAGUAAAGGUGUUCUUCUUAUGGCUGCUUCUGAGACAGAGGACAGUGACAUUCUGUGGUGCAUCAAUCACGACUCCUUUCCAUUCAAGAAGCCCUUAAUGGAGACGCAGAUGAUGUCUAAUGUAGAUGGACACUCUUGGGCUCUUUGUGCCAUUAAUGAGGAGCGACCGGCCAAUUUUUUUACUCCGCUGAACAAGGACCAUAUCCCCAUCACCAGUUCUCCUGUGGUGGUCCAGCAGCACAACAUCCCUCCACAGAAGUUUGUCCUCCUCUCUGCAAAGGGGAGUCAUAUUUUUCAAAAGCUGAGACCAGUAGAUCAGCUCCGUCACCUCCUGGUGAGCUGUGCUGGAGGGGAAAGUGAGGAAAUUGAACGCUUCUUCAAGCUCCACCGGGAGGAGCAGGCUUGUGCCACAGCCUUAAUCCUCGCUUGCUCCAGUGCUGCUUGCGACAGAGAGGUUUCACAAUGGGCUACCAGAGCCUUCUUCAGAUAUGGAGGAGAAGCACAGAUGAGAUUUCCUGCAGCCUUGGCGUCACCCAGUACUGUUGGGCCUGUGAUGAGCUCUCCAGCACCGGGUAUUAUACCCCCAGCACUGGCCACACCCUUUGCAUCAAUGCAGUCUGGCUCUGCCCCCAUCACACCUAUGUCAGCUGGCCCUGAGGUGAUUUUCUCCGGGAAGCACAACGGCAUUUGCAUCUACUUUGCACGCAUUCUCGGAAAUAUUUGGGAUGGCAGCCUUGCUGUCGAGAAAACUAUCAGCAAAGGGAAUCAGACUGUCAGUAUUUUGGAAAGCAGUGUUAAUUCAUUUGAUGUGGAGUCAGUCCUUCACGAACUCUGCGGCUUGCAGGAGUUUCUGGAUAAAAACUCUCAGUUCAGUCCCUCCUCUCUCGGUGCUGCAAGCUCCCCUGCCAACCUGCAGCAAAGGCUGCUGGGAUUCAUGCGUCCUGAUGGAGCCAGCUCUCAGCAGGUUCAGCAGGAACUCCAGAGGAAAUAUCACACCAAGGCUCAAGUCUAUGAGAAAGUGUCCCUGCAGGCCAUCCAGCAGUUAGUGCAUCGCUCAUAUCAGACUCUGGCCCUCUGGAAGCUUCUCUGUGAUCAUCAGUUCAGCCUCAUUAUGUCUGAGCUGCCAAAGGAGUUUCAAGAGCAGAUGAAGGGAGCAAGUUUUAAAGAUGUUGUGAUAAGGGGCAAGGAGUUAUCUGGAGCGCUCAUCACAGGACUCAUUAAUGUCUAUAUCAAAGAUAACGCCUCCGUGGAUGCUAUCAGCAAUCACCUGCGCGACAUCUGUCCGCUGCUGUACAGCAGCGAUGACAGCGUUUGCUCCAAGGCUAAUGAGUUGCUGCAGAGCUCCAAGCAGAUCCAGAAUAAAGCAGAUAAAGAGAGAACACUGAGAGAGUCUUUACGGCUCUACCAACAGAUCAGCCAGCACACAGACCUCCCACUUGUUUGCUCCCAGUACAGACAGGUGCGUUUCUACGAGGGAAUCCUGGAGUUGUGUCUCACUGCGGCAGAGAAGAAGGAUCCACAGAGGCUAGGGCCUCAUUUCUACAAGAAUGGAGAACCUGAGCAGGACAGAGUGGGACAGCAGGCCUUCCAGGAAAGACUUUCAUGUUAUAAGUGCAUCACAGACACCAUGCAGGAGCUGGUGAACCAGAGCAAAGCUGCCCCACAGUCCCCCAGUGUCCCUAAACAGCCCGGUCCUCCUGUCAUGACCUCUGACCCCAACAUGCUCAGCAAUGAGGAAGCGACAGCUCAUUUUGAGCAGAUGCUGGGUUUGGCCCAGAGGUCUCAGGACGAGCUGUUUCACAUUGCGCUCUACAACUGGCUGAUUCAGGCCGACUUGACUGACAAGCUGCUCGAGGUGAAUUCUCCAUACUUGGAAGAACAUCUGAUGCAUAUGAUCAAGCAGGACCAGAGUAAAGUUCAUAAUAUGGACCUCCUGUGGCGCUACUACGAGAAGAAUCGUAACUUUGGCAAAGCUGCCCACGUACUGGCCCGCCUCGCCGACAUGCACAGCACGGAGAUCUCACUGAAGCAGCGUUUGGAGUACAUCGCUCGAGCCAUCCUGUCUGCGAAGAGUUCAUCCUCUAUCUCAGCUCAGGCAUCUGAUGGAGAGUUCCUCCAUGAGCUGGAGGAGAAGAUGGAGCUUGUGCGUAUCCAAGUACAGAUACAGGAAACCUUGAUCAGACAGUACUCCCAUCAUCCCUCUGUGAAAAAUGUCAUCUCUCAGUUGGACUCGGAACUAAUGGACAUCACAAAGCUCUAUGGAGAGUUUGCCGAUCAUUUCAAAUUGUCUGAAUGCAAACUGGCCAUCAUUCACUGCGCUGGACACUCUGACCCGAUCCUGGUGCACUCGCUGUGGCAGGAGAUUUUGGAGAAAGAACUGGAAGAUACUGUGGCCAUGAGUCCAGUAGAUAGAAUGAGGUCUCUUAAUCUGAAGCUGGUAUCGCUUGGAAAGAUUUAUGCUGGAACACCGAGAUAUUUCCCUUUGGAGUUUCUAGUAAAGUUCCUGGAGCAGGAGGUUUGCCGGCUCAACUGGGAUGUGGGAUUCGUUACAUCCACUAUGCAGGAGAUUGGAGUGCAGUUGCCACGUCUGUUGGAAGUCUAUGACCAGCUCUUCAAAACUCGGGAUCCUUGCUGGCAACGUCUGAGGAAACCGCUUCAUUUAGUGGAGUGUAUCCAUGUACUUCUCUCAGGAUAUGUAGAAGACCCCAGCAGGGUACCAACUUAUGACAGACGUCGCUUCACUAACGUGUGUCUUGACAACAUCUGCGGUUACCUCGUGGAGCUGCAGUCCCUGAGCCCAAACUCUGUCCUUCAACAAACCAUCGGCAACUUCAAGUCCCUGCAGGCAAAGCUGGAGAAACUCCACUGAUGUAACUGUGGUCAAGAGACGGGUGACUUGUGGGUGUUGGCCUUAAGUGAAAACUGCUGAUUUAAAGUGUGUUUACAUUGUCAGCAAAGGACAAUAUGAUGAUGACGUUUGUAUUACAAAGUAGAGUUUGGCUCUUUUUUUCCCCUCCAGUUUGUUUUGCAGCUUGGAGAGACAGGUUUUUAUAACUUAUUUGAUACAUUUUGUUAGUUUAAACAUUAUGCAGAAAUACAACCUUGGAAAGAAUGACUGUUAUUUGCAUUGUGUGCAAAUAACAGUCAUAUAUCUAAAGAUGAGAAGACACUUUUUUCAUCACAAAUAUGAAAUCCCUUUAAAUUUUACAGCUUAUUGGUUAUAGUGGAAAUGCAGUUAUGUGAUGGUUGAUUUUUCUGGUAAAAUGUCCCCAACUGAAGCCAUUUCUUCACAGGGGAAUGAUUUUGAUUGUUCUAUUGCCUGUCUGCAAACAGUUUAGUUUUAUAUGUUGUAAUUAUGUACAUAACUUGGCCAUAAUGCCGUCGUUUCUGCCACAAGUCAUUUACACAUUUCAUUUUAUUAUUUACAAUGAAUGUUUUGUCUGCUUGGGCGUUAGAUUUAACGGUGCCAUUGUGUGUGAGUGCUUUUUUUGUGAUUGUUUUGAAAGCAGAACGAUUUUUUAACUCUGCAAACUUUGGCCCACUUGGAAGAAAAAUAAAUAAAACUCAUUUUUAAUGAAAUAAAACAGAACUUUUGAGGAUGUUUUCAAAACACUACACAGAAACUAGACACGCACGUGUUCUUGGUUGAGAUAUAUCUGUGUGAAACUCUACAAAUGAUCAGCAGAAAGGGGCAUUUAAUUGCUUUGGGUGGAUGUGACACUGUUUACAUAAUUAUCUUUAAUUGACUCCCUCACUCAUGCUUUCUUAGAAACAUCAACCCUACAAGGCAGUAAUUGCUAAAUUACAAUUAGCUGUGUGUUGGAGUACACAAUUGUGUUUUGAUUCUUAGCCUCAUGAGAAAUAAACAGAUGUUGAGUUGAAAUAAACAGAUGUUGGGUUUAUUUUUGUUUAUUUGGUUUAUUUUUGUUGGUAUACUUGCACACGCUCCAGUAUAGUAAGCCAUGCAUAAUGUCUGUGAGGGAAAAUGUCUGAAGGUUUGCAUCUGUUUGCAUCUGUUUUCCUAAUGCUUGAAUGUUUUUGUAGAAACCUUAGCCAGAACAAAUACAGGGUUUUCCUGGAGUAUGUGUAAACAUUUUCCAUUUGAUUGUUUUAGACCCAUGAUUGUCAGAUAUGUGUUUUUAUAGCUGAAAAGUAGCAAACUGAACAUAUGGCAAACUGUUGGUACAAGCAAAAAGCCAUCUUUUAUUUGUGACGAUGUAAUCUCAGAUACAAUAAAGAUGACAGUACCUUCUGUUAAGCGUACAACCAGUCACAGUGAAACUAUUCACACUCUGUCACUCUGAAAUUACCAGAGAGCUUGUUCUAAGUAGGUGAGGGCCACUUGUCAUAUUGAAUUUUCUGCUCUUUAAAUGAUAGUCAGGAGGUCUUGAAGAUAUCGUGCUUCUCUCAGAGGUUUAGAGGCAACUGUGGGCAUUGCAAAGCCGUCGAAAAAUUUGCUUAAAAUAGGUCUGAGUUCUGACUCCUCUGUCCUCUUUGUAAAACGGUGUGCU